Sebastes umbrosus (honeycomb rockfish) is the source of this 1491-nucleotide messenger RNA. RefSeq lists its product as uncharacterized. NCBI's taxonomy places the organism in Eukaryota, Metazoa, Chordata, Actinopteri, Perciformes, Sebastidae. Gene Ontology annotation, molecular function: sequence-specific DNA binding. Bases 298 to 999 code for a protein of 233 amino acids. The transcript is spliced from 3 exons. The record is from RefSeq and is a predicted model, not a curated record.
UUUGUUAUUAUUUUGUAUCUGUUUUUAUUUAUUAUAUGUUCGAAAUAAAGUCUUUCAUUCAUUCAUUCAUGUAUUGAUUGAUAAACUAUUGCUAAUGUCUGAAGAGUUUCUCUGCAAACAUUUUUUUUUUAGAAAUAAAUUGCAAUGCACACAUGCAGACACUUGUGACAUCACAAACCGUGAAGCCAAUCAUGGUUCAAUAUGUCAACACACUGUACAUCCACACAAGUGUCAAAGUAGACAUGUGAAACUUGCAGCACAGAGUCAAGGUGGAGUGGCUAUAGACUUGCUGUAACUAUGUCAGACUGUACUUGUGCUGUUCUGGGCUGCAAACCAGAACCGGGAUCUUCCAUCCACUACUUGCCCAGGAACCCUGUGCUGAAGCAGCUAUGGAUGGACUUUAUUUACAGACACAGCAGACCUGCAAACACAGUGGUGAUCCGGAUCUGCGGCGCACAUUUUAGCAGCGACUGUUUCGUGAACUUUUGUCAAAGGUCCAUGGGUUUUGCCAAAAAGUUGAUCCUGAAGCCUGAUGCAGUGCCAUCAAUUUACCCAGGCAGCCACCCAGGACUUCAGCACGGGCCAGCUGCAUUGUGUUUAAAAAGAGCAGACGUGGCCUGUCAGUAUAACUCAGUGGUCUUGCAUGACGUUGGCCUCCAGUGUAGUCUUCCUGUGAACAGGACGAGGACUGUGGGGACCCAGCUGUCAGAACGCAGACUGAUAUACAGGAGAAGCCUGGGUGUCCAGACAAAGCUGCACACAACAGGUGCUGGUACAGUAGAGACGAGAACAGCAGAGCAAUCCGUCGGAAGGCUAAUUUCAAGCUCUCAGAAACCUCCUCCAUCACCUCCGGCUGAUUGGUCACAGCCUGAAAUUGAAGAUGAUGAUCAAUGCGUGACAGUGGUAACUCAUCUUUUGUUACAAGUCUCUUUCUCUCUCAUGGAGGAAUCACGUAGUAUCAUCACAGUACUGCAGAAAUGGAUGAGUGUGAGGAUUUGAGUGAACUGACCGAAUCCUCAUUUUUAUAGAUGAAAACGCAGCAGCAGACUAAAUCCUCCAGUGUCUGCAUACUAAUUACUAUUUAAUCUAUCUUGCUUAACAACAGCAUGCUGCAAAAAUGAAAACAGUUCAUUAAGUGCUUCCACUCAUCUAUUUCUACAGCAUACCAUUGGCAACACUACACUUUUAAGUUAUCUCAUUAUAAUGAGAAAACAUCUGUUGUUAUUGUAAAAAAAAAGUUUUGUCAAUUUAACUAGAUUAUUCUCUCAUUUAAAGGAACAGUGUGUGACAUGUAUGGGGGUCUAUUCACAUCUAUAUUAGUGUAUAAUCACCUGAAAAUAAGAAUCAUUGUGUUUUUGUUACCUUAGAAUGAUCCGUUUGUAUCUACAGAUCUCUUCCUUCCUCGGCCGCCAUGUUUCUACAGCCCAGAACGGUCAAACCAAACACUCACUCUGGAGAGGGCCAUUCACAUUUUUGCGUCAGCCAGCCACC